Medicago truncatula (barrel medic) is the source of this 1579-nucleotide messenger RNA. RefSeq lists its product as uncharacterized. The record is from RefSeq and is a predicted model, not a curated record. NCBI's taxonomy places the organism in Eukaryota, Viridiplantae, Streptophyta, Magnoliopsida, Fabales, Fabaceae. Bases 115 to 1437 code for a protein of 440 amino acids. The transcript is spliced from 7 exons.
UGGAAUGACAAGUGAAUGAGUGUAAAAGAAAAGAAAAGAAAACAAUGGUGGUGUAUAUUGAAUUGAACUGAAUUGAUACACGCAGGCGUACGUUUAAGAUUAGCUUUGGAUUGGAUGAUGGGUUCAAUUUCAAGCUUCACGUUUCCGGUUCUUUGUCGUUCAACUUCUGUUCGAACAAAACCCCUUAUGGCAGUAGCUUCUUCUUCUUCUUCUUCUUCCGAGGAUGUUGCUUCAACUAAAUUACUCACUUUUCUCGGCAAAGGUGGCUCUGGCAAAACCACCGCCGCUAUCUUCGCCGCUCAGCAUUUUGCAAUGGCUGGACUGAACACAUGUUUAGUGAUACAUAGCCAAGACAUCACUGCUGAUUAUCUACUCAAUUGUAAGAUUGGAACUUCCUAUGUGGAAUGCAGCAAGAACCUUUCGGCUGUUAGGUUGGAAACAACCAAAAUGCUUCUUGAACCCCUAAAGCUUUUGAAGCAAGCAGAUGCCCAGCUUAAUAUGACUCAAGGCACACUUGGAGGGAUUGUGGGAGAGGAGCUUGGCAUCCUUCCUGGAAUGGACUCGAUCUUUUCGGUACUUGCACUUGAGAGGCUUGUAGGGUUUUUGGGGAUGCCGUCUUCAAAGAGUGAACAAGAUAAAUUUGACGUAAUAAUAUACGAUGGUGUCAGCAGCGAGGAAACCUUGAGAAUCAUGGGUGGAAGCAGUAAAGCAAGGUUGUAUUUAAAAUAUAUCCGCACAUUGGCUGAGAAAACUGAAAUUGGUAGAUUGGCUGCUCCUUCACUCCUGAGACUUGUGGAUGAAGCCAUGAAAAUAAAUAGCAGCAGAUCUUAUUUCAAUGGGAGGAUGAGUUCAGAAACAUGGGACACUUUGGAUCAACUUCUGGAGAAAGGAUCUUCUGCCUUCUCAAAUCCACAGAAAUUUGGUUGCCUCCUUGUGAUGGAUCCUAACAAUCCAACCUCUGUCAAUUCUGCAUCACGUUAUUGGGGGUGUGCAAUUCAGGCUGGUGCUCAAGUUUCAGGCGCUUUUGGAAUUUCCUCUCAGCAACCAAAAGCAGAAUCAUUCGAAAGAGCAAAGAAAGAUCUUUCUCCCUUGCCUUCUGCUUUCAUCUCAAGUCCGUUAGUAAAUAGCCCAAUCGAUUGGAACAAAGUUUUACUGGACACUGUGAAUAAAGAUGCUAGGCAAUUUCUUACUUCACUAUCAAGCCAAUCCAGUAAUAUGACAUCAUCAGUUAAAUUUGAUGUCAUAAGAAAAUCGGUUACUCUCUUCAUGCCAGGUUUUGACAAAUCAGAGAUUAAGCUAUAUCAAUAUAGGGGAGGAUCUGAGCUUUUGGUAGAAGCCGGAGAUCAAAGGCGUGUCAUCCCUUUGCCUCAAGAAAUUCAAGGAAAGGUUGGCGGAGCCAAAUUCCAAGACAGAAGUCUUGUAAUUACAUUAAAAUAAUUCUAAUCUUUUUACUUUCCCUUCUCACCUUUUAUGCUGAGGAUUAUUAAUGUUACAGCAGUGGCGGUUUUUCUCACUGCACAUUUGUGCAUGAAUUGGGCAAAAAGUAAAUUAUGCAAAGGAAAUGUGUCACUUUUCAUUA